This is a messenger RNA of Zerene cesonia (dogface butterfly), 1851 nucleotides long. RefSeq names its product GATA zinc finger domain-containing protein 14-like. The transcript has 2 exons. NCBI's taxonomy places the organism in Eukaryota, Metazoa, Arthropoda, Insecta, Lepidoptera, Pieridae. The coding region runs from base 1 to 1851 and encodes 616 amino acids. The record is from RefSeq and is a predicted model, not a curated record.
AUGAAUAUAUUUUGGGUUGGCUCGACAGGGUCCGACCCUCUACUAGUUUCACACCCGUGCGACAUAAGAACGCCAAAUCCCUACAGGAAUGUCGUAUCGACAUAUAGAAAUAUAGAUGAAACGGCCAUAUUGAAAGAAAUAAGUAAGAGUUAUAUUUUGAUACCGAAGAAGCAUUCAGUCUCCGAAAGCAACAAUACUUAUUCCAUACCAGCUACUUCGAGUGUAACAAAUUUAUCCAAUGAUACUGAUUGGAAAAGUAAAUAUGACAUACUUAAUGAAUUAAAACAAAACGAUAAAGAUGAAUAUAUUAAGAAACACCGAGAUGCACCACAAACUUUAAGCCUGUCAGAAAGAUUAUAUGAUAAAUACGACUUUCCGGAAAAAGACAAUAAUUCAAAUAAACAGGUCAACAUAAACGAACCACACUCCGAACAAAUAAAUGCUUUGAAUAAUGAAGAUCAACCGCGUAAAACUAAUGAAUAUCAACCGCAACAAAUAAAUAAAUAUACAUGUAACGAAACGUUUGAUGCUAAAAAUCAUUCCCUGGAAGAUGAAAAGGGUCAUGUUGCAAGUAAAGAUACAGAUUUACAUAAAAAAAUUGGUAAUGAUACUACACAAGAUACUGGAAAGUUGAUGUCUGAACUAGACGUUGUAGUUAAUAAUGAAAAUUCACUGUUGAAACUAGAUAAUCAGUUUUUCGAUACAGACCAUGAUAAAACAAAUGAGUUAGAAAAUAAUGACAUAAAUGAUGAAUUAAAUCAAAGCAAUCAAGAUAUUCAAUUUAAAAAGAAAGAAAAUGAUAUCCUCGAUAACUUUGCCGAAUCUGUAAAUCAGAAAAGCAAAGAUUUAGAAACAAAAAUUUCAUACGACAAUAAGGAUGAAUACACUGAUUUAAACGAUCAAAGUCGUAAAGAUAUUUGUCAACCUAUAUCUACUCCUGAUAAAAAGCAGCAUGAAAUAAAUAUUUUAACAUUACAAAACUCCGAUUCAAAUGAUAACAAAAAAGAUAAAUUUGAAAGUACAGAGCGGAUAGAAGAAAAUGUUGAAAACGUAAUUAAAACUCAAGACAUUAAAAAAGACGAUAACAAUUUGGAAAUUGUCGAAACUUCCAAAGGUUUCGAAGAAUCCAUUUUAAUCGGUUCAAGUGAGCAAUUUCAAACGAAUGUCGAAACAACUGAUCUUCUUAAAGAUACAAACGAGAAUGAUACAUCUCAAAUAAAAGAAUAUGAGGAUGAACAGAAAAAUAUGUUUUAUUCAGACAACCCCAAUGAAAACUAUGCAUAUAAUGAAGAGUUAGGAGGAAACGCUACUGAAAAUGAGAAUUAUGAAAACAACGAACAAUACUCUUAUUACGAGGCCGUUAAAGAUCAGGCCAACUAUGGCACAGAAAUAAAUGAACAUUUAGAAUCAACGGAGCGUUACGAUCCUAAUUAUGAGCAACAAUAUGAAAACCAAUAUGAUGGCAAUCCUACACAAUACCAAAAUGAAAAUUAUGAACAGGUAUAUUAUAAUGUAGAAGAGCAAAAUCAGGAUUAUCAACAAGAACAAUAUCAAAAUUACGACCCACAAAACUAUGAACAGCCAUAUCAUCAAUCAGAUAAUCCUGUUGCUCAGCCACAAUAUGAUAAUGUAUAUGAUAAUCAUACUGUAGAACAAGAAAAUCCAAACAUUGAAUAUGAACAAGAUAUUAUGACCACCCAAAUAUCAAAUGAUGAACCUCAAGUGGAAAGACAGGUAGAUAUUGGAAAAAGAUAUGAUAAUGAUGAAACAGGAAACGAAAUUAUAGAAACUGUAUCGCCAGCAGAAAUUUCUCAAGCAGGAGAAACAACAACUGAUACAGAAAUAUCAUAA